Molecule: messenger RNA, 744 nt
Organism: Nestor notabilis (Kea)
Lineage: Eukaryota; Metazoa; Chordata; Aves; Psittaciformes; Psittacidae
Gene: SIAH3
Product: siah E3 ubiquitin protein ligase family member 3
Exons: 2
Biological process (GO): multicellular organism development; proteasome-mediated ubiquitin-dependent protein catabolic process
Cellular component (GO): cytoplasm
Molecular function (GO): ubiquitin conjugating enzyme binding; ubiquitin protein ligase activity
Source: RefSeq, a predicted model, not a curated record
AGGUUCAAUUCACAGCCAUAUGAAACACCAACAAGGGCACAGGAACCCCAAUAGUUACACAUAUACCUUAAAAUAUGCACCUACUCGCUGUGCAGCUGCACAGACGUCCACGGAGCAAGGCAUCCUUCCUCCCUGCCAUCACCACGAAGCAGUGCAUGACCCCCAGUUGGUUCCCUGCACGUGCCCACUCUUCUCCUGUCCAUGGGAAGGGCACCUGGAGGUGGUGGUGUCCCACCUGAGGCAGACCCAUCGUAUCAAUAUCCUUCAGGGGGCAGAGAUUGUUUUCCUGGCCACGGACAUGCACCUGCCUGCACCUACAGACUGGAUCAUCAUGCACUCUUGCCUUGGCCACCAGUUUUUGCUGGUUCUCAGGAAGCAGGAGAAGUAUGAAGGCCACCCCCAGUUCUUUGCCACGAUGAUGCUGAUUGGCACGCCGACCCAAGCCGACAACUUCACCUACCGGCUUGAGCUCAACAGGAACCAGAGGCGCCUCAAGUGGGAGGCAACCCCCAGGUCGGUACUGGAGUGUGUUGACUCUGUCAUUUCCGACGGGGAUUGUCUUGUGCUGAACACUUCCCUGGCUCAACUCUUUUCUGACAACGGAAGCCUAGCGAUAGGGAUUGCAAUAACCACCAGCAAAGUUCACAACGCCGAAGCUGAAAUGUGAGAGGGAAGAGGAAGAAGAGGAGGAGUAACAAUGGUGCUCUAGCUGCCUUGGAAGAGCCAGAACUUGUGGACUUUUCG